AUGGUAUUCGGCUUUAUACGUCACAUUUUUGCAAAUAACAAGAAAGUACUAUUUAUGAUAGCUGUGUAUGUCCUUACAAUUUUAAUAUACCGUGAUUUGAAACGACAGAAGAGAGAAAAGAAGAUUCUUAAUAAAAAGCUUCAACUAAUUAGAAAAAUAAAGGUUAUUUUGUAGGAAUUAAUGGUGGAAGCUAAUUUCUCAUUAAAUGUAGCAUUUCUGAAGUAUAAAGAUAAAUAGCUUAAAAAUAGUGAAUAAAAGAAAUAAUAAUAGAUUGAGGAGUUUAAAGGAGAGUUACUUGAAUACUGGUUGAAUAAAAGAGGGGUUUAGAAUUAUGAUUUUGAGUAAAUUGUCCAAGAUCAAAAUGAGUUGAAAAGCAUUUAUGAGAGCAUCAUGAAGUAGUUUGAAAGCUAUAAAGAUAGAAAGCCAGAAUAGAUUGACAUAUACAUUAGCAAAUUUAAUACAGCGAGUAUGAAAACUAUAUACAAGAAAUAUCUUGGUUACUUGAGAUAUCUAACUUAUCACCAUACAAAGGAUACUUAUGAUUACACUAAGAGAUUCACUAUACAUUAUGAUAUAUUGACCAAUGAGGCACAUUUAAAGGAAAUAUUUGCUCUUUAUGUGAUGAGCUUUGAUCACAUGAAUCCUAGUUUUCAAAAGGAUAUAGAAGGAGCGUAUUUCAGGGAAUUCAAGAAGGGCUAUUAUUAGCUAAUGUUUGAAAAAUCAUGGAUAGAGGAUAUCUUUGAGAUUGAAAGCCAGCAUCUAUAGAGCUUGUCAAUGAUUCUCAGAUUUUCACAUAAGAUAAAGAAUAUUACAAAUGAUAGCUAUAUGAGUGAGAAUACUAUUGAAUUAAAGAACUAAGAUUACGGUGUCAGGUAUGACUUGCCUGUAGAAAUAGGAUAGAUUAUAUCUUAACAAACUAAAGAUUAUAUUAAGAAUCAUUACAUCUUAAUGAUGAGCUCCGUUUUAUCACAAAGUCCCAAAUAAAUUUGUUAUAUGCAAGCAUUCAAUAUCAAUUCCAACCUGAAUAAACUUAGAAUCAUUCGUGAUAGAAUAAAUUUGAACGGCAAUGAGUCUAAGCUUAAUAAUAGCUAAAAUUCAUUCGAUACCAUUGGAGGUCAUAGCGCUUCAGCUAAAAGUAAUACCCAUAGAGCCAAGAGAAACUCAAACUUUGUUCCUCUUGUUGAUAAGUUAAAAGUAGGAAUUUCACAGAGUUACCAAUAAUAGAUUCAAGGUAUGUAGUAAUAGUAAUUUCAUCAGUAGCACUCUCCAAUUAAAUCUUCUCCAGGAGGAAACGCAAGUAGUAAUGAAAAAUCAACUUCCUAAUUCAACCUAUAACUAGAAAAUACAAGUCUAAUAUAAAGUGAAAAUUUUUAGAGCUUAAUGAGUUCGUUCAAGAAUCAAAUAAAAACUAAAUAAGAAUAAUCAUUGCUAAGGGAACCUGAAAUAGAAGAACAAAAGUAAUCCUAACUUUGA
Messenger RNA from Stylonychia lemnae, 1473 nucleotides. NCBI's taxonomy places the organism in Eukaryota, Ciliophora, Spirotrichea, Sporadotrichida, Oxytrichidae. The record is from the annotation of a GenBank genome assembly.